AGGAUAUUGUGCCAAACAGACGACAUACAAACUUCUACAACAUGAAGCUCUUAAUUCUCUUUGGAGUUCUUUGCUUGGCUGCGGUUGCAGUGACGUCUGCCUCUGUUGAGAAGGUCGAAGGUCAAGAAGAACACGAUCUUGUUGAUAAAGUCGAAGAUGUCGAUAAUGUACCGGUCGUUCAGCCAUAUUUAACUUGUCAACUUUGUGGAAAUACUUGUUGCCGUGCUCAUUGCAAAGCAAUGGGCAAAACGUCGGGUUCGUGCAAUAAAAAUGAUGUGUGCAUUUGCCAUAAAUAGCUGAACGAUUAGUGGAUCCGAAUUCCUGUGUGAACAACGUAACACUUA
Megalopta genalis is the source of this 344-nucleotide messenger RNA. The record is from RefSeq and is a predicted model, not a curated record. NCBI's taxonomy places the organism in Eukaryota, Metazoa, Arthropoda, Insecta, Hymenoptera, Halictidae.